GCGGGACGCGGAGCAGCGGCGAGCGGACUCGCGGCUCGCGGACGGCAGACAGACACAGCAUAGUGGCAACCGCACACGCAUAUAUUCGCACAAUAAAUUGUCGAGCUAAACUUGUAUUUUACAACAACAUUCCGCUCUUAUUCUCCCUGAACAUAUGGUCCUUCGAGCUCUAUUCAAUUACUGGACUGUUUAAAUUACAUCGUGAUAAAUUCCACCGGCUUCCAACAACGACGCGGUCGUCUUUGAUCAACGGUGUGACAGGCCUCUUUCAACGGUUUGACGGGCUUCUUUCAACGCCGCUCUUCAACGUUUUGGAGCUGGGAAUUUGUUGCUGUUUAGUCUUCCGACCAGAAUUCUACGGGCCCUACAACGCUUUUCAAGACAAGAAAACAAAAAGGAUUAUAUGGAUAGUGCAUAAAGACCGUUAGCCAGUAGUCUGCUAAAUUACUACCAACCGAUCAACGGACUUUGUACUGUAGCAUCUGUGCAGUGUCAGACACAUUAUCACAGUCUUCAGGGUGAGAUCGAAGAAAUUGCUGACGAUCCUGACCAGAGGUAUCAGGAAAGGGACGCUUUCGAGAACCAGUAUUAUGCGGCUGUCGCGACGGCUAGGAGUCUGUGUAUACCGUCAUUUACAUCGACAAAUCACGAGGGCUGAUCUUCUAGAGACUUUAGAGGAGGCAAAAAACAAUAAAGGUAAUUCUGAAUCUACUCACGUUCAAAAAUCCAACAGCUUUAUAGUUUCUUCAAGUAAAAAUAAAACGCUUUCCUGUCCAUUAUGUCAACAUGAUCAUCAUUUAUUUAACUGUGAUACAUUUAGGAAACUGUCAGUAGAUGCACGCAUUGAAAAAGCUAAAAGUUUUAAAAUAUGCUUAAACUGCCUUCGACCUGGUCAUCAUGAGACACGGUGUAAAUUGUCACAUUGCAAAUAUUGCAAAUCCAAGCACAAUACUCUUCUUCAUCUUGAUAUUCAUCACGAACCUGUCACGCAUGAUAGUGUUGUCCUAUCUGCUGAGCCAUCUCAGUCCUCAACUAAUACGGGUUAUAUUUUAUUAUCCACAGCCUUGGUCAAGGUGCUUGACGUCCACGGGAAACCACAUGCAGCUAGAGUCUUGUUAGACAAUGGAAGUACCGGAAACUUUGUCACAAAGGACUUUUGUGGCAAGCUCAAUCUUCGUACACAUGCUACGAAUUCAAGGGUAACAGGUAUUAAUCAUCAAGUAUCCACUAGUUCAUUGUCUUGCUCUCUUACAUUGGAGUCUUAUGUUGGUGGCUACAGGACAGACAUCAAUUGCUUUGUUUUACCCACUAUUACAACUUUGCUUCCAAACACAUAUAUAGAUAUACAUAAUUUAAAAAUACCGCCUGGGGUUUGCUUAGCCGAUCCAAAUUUCAACGUUCCGUCAACCAUUGACAUUCUAGUAGGUGCGGACGUCUUUUGGAGUGUGAUCGGUACAAAUCGCAUCCAGUUAGGUACACAUAAACCUACUCUUUUUGAAACCAAAUUUGGUUGGUUGGUUUCUGGCACUAUCAGUCAAUCAGAUCCUAAACAGUAUGUAUGUAUGUUUUCUAAUAAUUUACAGAAUAAUUCUACAGACUUAACUCGUUUUUGGGAACUAGAUACAAUUUCAUCUAAAUAUGAGCUCACUCCGGAUGAACAUGCAUGCGAACAAGAUUUUAUGAAUUCUACACAGCGCAACAAAGAAGGACGUUUUGUAGUUUCUAUGCCACUCAGAGAACCUCCUGAGGUUUUAGGCAAUUCUUAUUCACUUGCUAAAAACAGAUUUCUUUCUCUUGAGCGUCGUUUGCAACGAGAGUCACAUUUGAAGCGUCUUUAUGUAGAAUUCAUAAAAGAAUAUAUUGAUCUGGGUCAUAUGAGUGAAAACACAUUUAAAAAUCAUAAUCAAACAAUUCAAUGUUAUUUGCCACAUCACGGCAUUCUUAAAACAUCUAACAUAACCACACAACUACGUGUUGUGUUCGAUGGUUCUGCCUCUACGUCUUCAGGUAAGUCGCUUAACGACAUACAACGCGUAGGUCCUACUAUGCAGGACGACUUAUUAUCUAUUUUAUUACGUUUUCGACAGCACAAGUUCGUGGUAUCAGCAGAUAUAGAAAAGAUGUAUCGGCAGAUACUUUUAGACGACGCACAACGUCCUUUACAAAAAAUAUUAUGGAGGUUUGAUCCCUCCCACCCUCUUAAGUCAUAUACCCUAAACACUCUCACAUACGGCACGGCAUCAGCGCCAUUUCUAGCCACCAGAUGUCUUACACAGUUAGGUCAUGACUCUAACAAUUCUGAAGUAAAACGCGCUAUAUGUCAUGACUUCUACGUAGACGAUUUUUUAAGUGGACAUGAGACUAUUGAAGACACAAUUUCAUUGUGUCAAGGUGUAAUCAACACCCUUCAGUCAGCCAAAUUUAAUUUGAGAAAAUGGCACUCAAAUAAUAGUACCAUAUUAAAUAGUAUAUGUCAGAACAAUAAGAGAUCUGGUAGUGUAGAUCUUAGUGCAAAAGAGUGUGCAAAAACAUUAGGUAUUCAUUGGAAAUGUCUAACAGACCACUUAUCAUUUUCUAUUAAUAUUUCAUCUCAAGAUAAAUUAACCAAGAGAUUUAUUUUGUCCACAAUUUCACAAGUAUUUGACCCAUUAGGCCUUGUAUCGCCAUGUAUAGUGGAAGCAAAAAUAUUAAUGCAACAAUUGUGGAUAAAUAAAUGCUCUUGGGAUGACAAGGUUCCCCCUCUCAUAGAAAAAAUAUGGUCAGAAUUUGUACAGUUCUUACCAUUACUGAAUAAUCUUAAGAUUCCUAGGUGUAUUAAAAAUAACAGUACAGUCAACACAGAAAUACAUAUAUUUACAGACGCAUCGGAGAAAGCAUAUGGUACAUGUGUAUAUAUAAGAAGUAUAUCUAGCGAAGGUUCAAUUGAUGUCCGUCUUUUGGUUUCCAAAAAUAAGGUAGCUCCUAUUAAAAUUACUACAAUCCCACGACUUGAACUUUGUGGCGCGCUUUUAGGAGCACGACUGUACAAGAAGGUGAUUACAUCGGUUACUCUUGAAUUCAGUCGUUGUGUAUUUUGGACAGAUUCCACCAUCGUCUUAGGCUGGAUUGCUUCUUCACCAAGUCAGCUUAAACCAUUUGUUCGGCACCGAGUUGUGGAGAUACAGGAAGGUUCUCACGAAUGGCGUUAUGUACCCUCAAAAUCAAAUCCAGCUGACUUAGUAUCCCGAGGUCUAAGAGCAGAUUUAUUAAACAAUUCUUCCUUGUGGUGGUCAGGGCCUUCAUUUUUAAAACUAGAUUCAUCUCAAUGGCCACUUAAUCCAAAUAAACAUAAUUCCAAUUUACCUGAAACGAUACAAUCAUUUCACACAGAUGACAGUAAUUUAAUUAAUAAUAAAGGUAGUUUAAUUUCAUCUUUAAUUGACAAGUUUUCAAAUUUCACACGACUGCAACGUGUAGUUGCAUUUGUCUUAAGAUUCGUCAAUAACUGCCAAAAGAAUACAAAUAAACUAAGUGAUCAAAUAUCAUUAUUAGAAUUAAAUAAUGCUGCCAAACUUCUUUUACGUACAGCUCAGCAAGAUUCAUUCCCUGAGGAACGUGAGUUACUCUUGUCAAACAAGCAAUUACCUUUCAAGAAUAGGUUAGUGUCAUUAUCACCGUUUAUAGAUUUUGAUAACCUCAUCCGCGUGGGUGGCAGGCUUAAUGAUUCUCAUUAUGACUACAAUGUCAAACAUCCCAUUCUUUUGUCAGGCAAACAUCGCUUAUGUGAAUUAAUAUUCAAUAUGCUUCAUAAAAAAUUCAUGCACUCAGGGCCUCAGUUAUUACUAGCCACUGCUAGACAUAAUUAUUGGCCUAUAGGAGGACUCAACUUAGCAAAACGUAUAGUUCGCUCUUGUGUUAGGUGCACUAGGUUCAAGGGAAAAACCAUUCAGCCCAUGAUGGGUAACCUACCAGAGAAACGGGUCCAUCUAGAAUUUCCUUUCCUAGAAACAGGCGUCGAUUAUGCCGGUCCAGUGCUGAUAGCUGAUCGCAAGGGUAGGGGCUGCAAAAUUAUAAAAUCUUACAUUUGUGUGUUUGUGUGUUUUGCCACAAAGGCGGCGCAUCUAGAGCUUGUCUCGGAUUUGACUAAAGAAGCUUUCAUUGCAGCACUAAACAGAUUCAUAGCACGACGAGGCAAGCCGCAAACGAUAUUUUCGGAUAACGGCACUACCUUUGUUGGGACUUUUCAUGAGCUCUCCAAGCUCCUCAAACAAUCUGAGUUGUCUACGGAUUUGGCCGAACAAGGUAUAAACUUUUCAUUUAUUCCUGCCUAUACUCCUCACUUUGGAGGCCUAUGGGAAUCGCUUGUUCGAUCAACGAAGCAUCUUCUUAGGCGUAUUUUAGAUAAGACUCAUUUAAACUAUGAAGAAAUGGCUACUCUUCUUAUUCAAAUUGAAGCCAUCUUAAAUUCUCGUCCUAUCACACCUAUUUCCGACAAUCCUUCUGAUAUUUAUCCUCUUACUCCUGCCCACUUCCUUAUUGGACGGUCUAUCAUCUUUUUGCCACAUCCAGAAAUUGUCGACCGCCGCUUCAGCUCUCUUCAGCGAUUUCAACGCAUCGAGCUGCUCAAGCAACAUUUUUGGAAUCGAUUUUCUAACGAAUACGUUGUAUGGCUCCAACAGAAAACCAAAUGGCAUCGGUCUUAUGGCGAGCUUAAGGAGGGCACCCUCGUCGUCAUCAAGGAGAAGACCUCACCUCCAUUAAUGUGGCUCAUGGGCCGCGUUAUCCGCAUAAUACCUGGAAGGGAUGGUAUCGCAAGGGUUGCCGACAUUCAGACCAAGAAGGGUGUCAUGCGGCGAGCAUACAACACCAUAUGCCCCUUGCCAGUGAAGAGUUUUGAACUUGACACUUCAACGCGGGGAGUAUAUGGUCAAGCCAUGUAAUGGUCUGCGGAGGAGGCCGCGGGGCGCGGGACGCGGAGCAGCGGCGAGCGGACUCGCGGCUCGCGGACGGCAGACAGACACAGCAUAGUGGCAACCGCACACGCAUAUAUUCGCACAAUAAAUUGUCGGGCUAAACUUGUAUUUUACAACAACAUUCCGCUCUUAUUCUCCCUGAACACCAAUUAUAUACUUCUUGAAAUCACAAAUGAAACGACAUAGUUCAGUACACAAUUAUGUAGUAUUGUACAUAGAUAGAUAGAUAAUUUAUUUACAUUACUUACAGCACACAAACUACAAUAAAAAAAAAAACAUACACGUAAUACACAGCAAAAGAGAUAAAAGAAUGAAAAUAAAAAAGCACAAAUAAAAAAAACAAAAUAUAUAAACUAACAAUCUCCUUUCUUUUCCUUCCUUCAUGCGUGUGCCAUUGUAACACAA
Galleria mellonella (greater wax moth) is the source of this 5357-nucleotide messenger RNA. RefSeq lists its product as uncharacterized. The record is from RefSeq and is a predicted model, not a curated record. NCBI's taxonomy places the organism in Eukaryota, Metazoa, Arthropoda, Insecta, Lepidoptera, Pyralidae. Bases 591 to 4919 code for a protein of 1442 amino acids. Gene Ontology annotation, biological process: DNA integration. The transcript has 4 exons. Gene Ontology annotation, molecular function: nucleic acid binding.